ACUGCUGUUCGCACGGUACCGUGCGAAUAGUCUUUUUCCUUUUUCAAAAUGGCUGCGUACAUGAAUGUAAGACCUGCCGGUGAUGAAGAUUUUGACUCAGAUGAUGAUGGCUUUAACUUUGACAAUGCCUACUCUAGUUCUACUUCAUUUAACGACAUACCACAUUUGGAAUCAGAGGCCAAAUUUACAAUUGGUUCACCACCUAUGGACACAAAAGACGCCUCCAAAAACCAGCUGCAUUAUAAAAUGCCUCAGCGUGAUAAGCAAGGCUCUUUAUUGGUUGCAGAUGAUCUGAGAACUGCCAUUUCGAAAGGAAAUUUGGAUGAAGUUAAGAAGUUCAUACAAGAAGGUGUUCCUGUAGACUUUAAGCUCCAUGCUGGUUGGACCUGCCUAAUGUAUGCUGUAUCUUCAGGAAAGGCAGAUAUUGUUGAAUAUUUGCUGGAGAAUAAGGCCAAUCCAAAUUUUACAUGUGACCUGUUCACUCCACUCUUGGCUGGAUGCUGCUCAACAGCAUUGGAAGAUGAAAUUUUAAGUUGUGUUGAACAACUCAUCAAUCAUGGUGCACAUAUUAACAGCCACGACAGGCAUUUUAUGACAGCACUGAUGUUUGCAGCUAAAUCUGGUUUGGCGUCCGUUGUCGAUUAUCUGAUUAAAUGCAAAUGUGACAUUAACAAACAAGAUGACAGAGGAUGGACAGCCUUGUGCUAUGCUGCAGCAGGUGGAUUCACAGGUAUUGCCAAGCAGUUACUGGAUAAUAAAGCAAGAACAAAGACCAGGUGUGCUGAUGGUCCUGUCUCUGAUAUAGCCUACAACAGUGGUCAUGAAAAGCUAGCAGAGAUGAUCGAGGAACAUGAGAAUCCAGAAAGAUUUAGGACGAAAAAUAACAUGGAACCAUCAGAAGGACAGGAACAAUUUGAGAAAAAUGCAUCCAAGGGGAUGGAUAAGUACAAACGCUACGGUGAUCUUGAUCUGUUUCUGUUUGGUUUAAAACUCGGACAUCUUAUACCAGUGUUUCAACAGCAGGAACUGGAUUUUGCCAUGGUCAUGCAGAUGAAUGAUCAAGAUUUAGAAAAGGUCGGUAUCAAUGAACUUGGUAUAAGAAGAAAGAUUUUGAAGUCCAUUCAUGAAAUUCACAAGAAAAAAUGGGAGCCAGGUAGCAUCAGAACGCCAAAUAGCAAAGUCCUCAGUUGUAAAGAAUCGAUUGAUAUUAUUGAGAAUAUUAGCAAGCAUAUAAGUUACAUUUCAAGUACGGUCAGUUACGUCAGAAAGAACAUGAAGGAUCAUAGUUCUCUAACAAGUGAGAAAGUGGAUAGUGCCAUUGUAGAACACCUAUCAACUGAGACAUUAGAAUCAUUGAAAAAGGUCAAAGUACUUCAUACAGAAUUAAAGCAGCUUAGAAGUCAUGUGUCGGAGGUCACCGGCAACAGAGAUAUGGUUCCAGCUGAUCUUGUUGAAGAACCAGAGAGUCAACAGUCAAUAUUUAUGUGGAGAGUUCUCCCCUCAUUGGUGACACUGACAGUUACUGUUGCUUCAAUGUGGUUGAAACCAAGCCACCUGUCUACCGCCCUCAUUACAGCCAGCAUUGUAGGACUGCGGCCUCCUCCAUUAAUAGCAGCAGGAGUUGCUAGUUGGUUUAUUUAUUGGACAACACAGACAGAACCAUUAAACGUUGAUUGGAUCUUCAGCAGGAUCUCUAGCAGGUUUUCGUAACUAUUGUUGUUAUGUCUUGAGUAAAUUUGCACAUGCACACUAGAUCACAAUAAUGGGCCAUUCUGUCAAGCCCCUACCCAUGGCACAUUGUUGCUAUGAUCCCACGCAUUGACUGUGUAAAAACAUAUUAUGCAAGCAUGCGCAUGUCUGGGACAACAUGUGUGUUUGUGCAUCGCAUGUUUUCCUGGCCUUGUUCUGAUUGGUCAUUUGUUUAGUUUGAUUGACACGCCGGAAAGUUCCAUUAGAUAAAAAUUUUAAGUUUUGACACUACUCACAGUUCACAAACUUGCAUAUGUGUAUGACAUGUCUACGCAAUCUUCAAGAGGUGUUUCUUUAUUAUUAAAAAGAAAAUAGAGUAUUUCACUUAAGGUCUUAUUUUAUUAAUAUUUAUUUUAGUAUUAUUUUUGUUUUGUGUUAUACAGGAAUGCAGUGAUGCAUAUUAACACCUUGAUUCGUCAAUAACAGAAUUGAUAACAAUCAUGAUAUUAAAAGAUUAAUCCUAUAUAAUCGACAACCCAAGGAAAUUUACUUGUU
Anneissia japonica is the source of this 2244-nucleotide messenger RNA. Its product is annotated as ankyrin repeat, SAM and basic leucine zipper domain-containing protein 1-like. NCBI's taxonomy places the organism in Eukaryota, Metazoa, Echinodermata, Crinoidea, Comatulida, Comatulidae. The record is from RefSeq and is a predicted model, not a curated record. Gene Ontology annotation, biological process: piRNA processing. The transcript has 11 exons. Gene Ontology annotation, molecular function: protein binding. The coding region runs from base 49 to 1710 and encodes 553 amino acids. Gene Ontology annotation, cellular component: pi-body.